Messenger RNA from Anarrhichthys ocellatus (wolf-eel), 2608 nucleotides. It is a transcript of the gene vill, whose product is annotated as villin-like. Gene Ontology annotation, molecular function: actin filament binding; phosphatidylinositol-4,5-bisphosphate binding. The coding region runs from base 106 to 2445 and encodes 779 amino acids. Gene Ontology annotation, cellular component: cytoplasm; actin cytoskeleton. Lineage: Eukaryota; Metazoa; Chordata; Actinopteri; Perciformes; Anarhichadidae. The transcript is spliced from 19 exons. Gene Ontology annotation, biological process: actin filament severing; actin polymerization or depolymerization; barbed-end actin filament capping. The record is from RefSeq and is a predicted model, not a curated record.
CUGCAGCAGUGGAUUAGGCAUUACAGAGCUCAUUGUUCAAGCCUGAAGCCUCAAAUAUGUGGGGACUGAAGUUCACCAGGUUGUGGAAAUGAUACAUUUUUCAUAAUGGAGUCCAGGGUUGAAGCUAAAAAUGGAAAGCCGUGGUCGAAGGAGACAGCGAGGCCUUCACUUCGCCAGACACAACACAAGUUUAACAGAAUGAUGAGUGAUGACAAUCAAGACACAUUUAGAAAUGUCAGGCAAAAGCCAGGCCUGCAGAUAUGGACUAUCAAUAACAUGCAGAUGGCCCCUGUUUCAGCUCAAGGCUUUGGUAACUUCUUUGAGGGAGACUGUUACAUUGUUCUUUAUAUAAGUCAGAACAAGGGCUCAGGCCAGUCGGCUGACAUCCACUACUGGAUAGGAAACUCCUCUUCUCAGGAUGAGCAAGGUGCAGCAGCCAUCUACGUCACCCAGCUGGACGAGCACCUGGGUGGGAGUCCGGUCCAGCACAGGGAGGUGCAGGGUAAUGAGUCUCCACGGUUCAGGAGCUACUUCAAAAAUGGCCUCAUCUACAAGAAGGGUGGAGUGGCCUCCGGUUUUCACCAUGUUGACACAAACGUCUACAACAUCCUGCGACUGCUGCACGUCAAAGGGAGGAAGCAUAUCACAGCGACAGAGGUGGAGGUGUCAUGGAACAGCAUUAACAAUGGAGAUAUAUUCCUGCUGGACAUGGGGAAAGCCAUUGUGCAGUGGAACGGCCCCCAGAGCAACAGGAGAGAGAAGCUCAAGGCAGUCUUGUUGGCUCAGGACAUCCGGGACAGGGAGCGAGGAGGUCGAGCUCAGAUUGGUCUGGUGGAGGGAGGAGAUGAGAAGGACUCCCCAGAGCUCAUGAAAGUCAUGAUGGCGGUGCUCGGCCAAAGAACUGGACAGCUGAAGGAGGCCAUUCCUGAUGACAAACCCGACCAGGUGCAGAACACCAGCGUCAGACUCUACCACGUUUUUGAAAAUAACGGGAAUCUCGUGGUUCAAGAAGUGGCCACACAGCCCCUAACCCAAGAUCUGCUGCACUCCUCUGACUGUUACAUCGUGGACCAGAGAGGCUCGAGUGUGAUGGUGUGGAAAGGCAAACAGGCCUCCAAGCAGGAGCGGCAAGAAGCUCUCAACAGGGCAGUGGGCUACAUCAAAGCCAAGAACUACCCAUCCAGCACCAGUGUGAAGGUGAUGUCUGAGGGAGGAGAGUCAGCAAUGUUCAAGCACUUGUUCAAAUCCUGGACAGAUAAAGGGCAAACUCAGGGUCUUGGUACCACCUACAGCAUGGGAAAGAUAGCAAAGGUCGACCAAGUGAAGUUUGAUGUGAUGGAGCUCCACGCACGUCCUGAACUGGCAGCGCAGCAGCGAAUGGUGGACAACGCCUCUGGAGAUGUUAAGGUGUGGCGCAUCGAGAACUUGGAGGUGGCCGAAGUAAAGCCAAAUACUUAUGGACAGUUUUAUGGAGGAGACUGCUACUUGGUGCUGUACACGUAUCAAAUAUCAAACCAGAGGCAGUACAUACUCUACAUGUGGCAGGGCCGUCAUGCCACCAAAGAUGAGAUCACAGCUUGCGCCUACCAGGCUGUCAAUAUUGAUAACAAGUACAAUGGAGCCCCGGUCCAGGUCAGGGUGGUCAUGGGAAAGGAGCCUCGCCAUUUCCUUGCUAUUUUCAAAGGCAAACUCGUCAUUUUUGAGGGAGGUACGGGCCGACCCGGUGUGGUCAACCCUGACGGAGGUGCCAGGCUCUUCCAGGUCAGAGGGACUAACGAGCUGAACACCAAGGCCACUGAAGUGCUGGCGAGGGCCUCGUUUCUCAACACCAAUGAUGUCUUCCUGCUCAAGACCGACCACAUAUGCUACCUGUGGUAUGGAAAGGGCUGCAGCGGGGAUGAGAGGGUGAUGGGGAGAGCGAUGUCUGAUGUGCUGUCCAAGCAGGACAAGCAGGUGGUGAUGGAGGGCCAGGAGCCAGCUGAAUUCUGGGUAGCUCUGGGAGGAAAGGCUCCCUAUGCUUGUGACAAGAGACUGCAGAGGGAGGAGCCUCCUCACAGUCCCCGGCUGUUUGAAUGCUCCAAUCAGAUAGGUAAUUUCAGGAUGACCGAGGUGGAUGACUACGCUCAGAGUGACCUGGACGAAGAAGAUGUCAUGCUGCUGGACACCUGGGAGGAGAUUUUCUUGUGGGUUGGAAACUCAGCCAACCAGUACGAGACCAAGGAGGCGUGGAACAGCGCGCAGGAGUACCUGAGGACUCACCCUGCAGGCCGCGACCCCGACACACCCAUGGUCUUUGUCAAACAGGGAUAUGAACCGCCCACCUUCACCGGCUGGUUCAAUGCCUGGGAUCCUCAUAAGUGGAGCGGAGGAAAGUCUUAUGAGGAGAUGAAAAAAAAGCUGAGUGAUCCAGCAUCUCUCUCACAGAUCACUGUUGUAAGUGAUUGAUUAACACUAAUUAUUUCAUUAAUUGACUAAAUAUACUAAUAUCACAAAUGUAAUAACGACUAAUGUAUCUAAUGUGAUAAAUAAUACUGUUACUAAUCUGUGAAUAUUUACAAUUUUUAUGUUUUCUCCAAAACCUCAUGUAAUAAUCCACCAAAAAUAUGAU